AUGGAGGGCGGCAGGUGUGCGCAGGUGAGCUCGGUUCCCGCUUCCCCGUCCUCCGGUCACCGGCACCGGGCGGCUCUGAUUCUGGCUCGCGGCGGCAGUAAAGGGAUCCCGCUAAAAAACAUCAAGAAUCUGGCCGGAGUUCCGCUCAUCGGAUGGGUCCUGAGAGCCGCGCUGGAUUCAGAUGUUGACAGUGUAUGGGUGUCCACAGAUCAUGAUGAAAUUGAGCGGGUCGCCAAGCUUUGGGGUGCUAAAGUUCACCGGCGCAGUCCUGAAGUUUCCAAAGACUCUUCCAGCUCUCUGGAGACCAUCCAGGAGUUCAUCCGACUGCGACCCGAGGUGGAUGUAAUCUGUCAUAUUCAGGCCACGUCUCCAUGUCUUCACCCUCAUCACAUCAAUGAAGCGCUGCAGAAAAUCACUCAUCAGGGCUUCAGCUAUGUGCUGUCAGUGGUGCGCAGACAUCAGUUCAGAUGGGAAGAGCUGCAAGAAAACUGUGUGUUUCAGCUGGGCAGGAUCGCCUACUAUGAAAUGCCUCCUGAGUUCAGUGUUGAUAUCGACGUGGACAUCGACUGGCCGGUGGCUGAGCAGAGAGUCCUCAGGUUUGGUUAUUUUGGCCGAGAGGAGAACGCUGCGGUCCGGCUGUUUCUGUGUAAAGUGUCCGGCUGUUUGACCAACGGUCAGAUCUACAUGUCUGUUUCGGGAGAAGAUCUGGUGACCAUCAAUGCUCGAGAUGUGGCAGGCAUUCAGAUGCUUCAGAAAGAAAAUAUCGAGGUGAUCCUCAUCUCCAGCGUGAACGAGCCUCUGUCCAGAGGAGUUUUAGAGAAGGUUUCUCAGAGAGCCGGCUGUGGCCUGAGCUUCACUGAGCAGAGGAACGCUCUGGAGAUGCAGAAGCUGAUGGACAAGAGGAAACUCCACUGGGACCAAGUGGCCUUCAUGGGCUCAGAGUCAGAAGAUGUGGAGAUCAUGUCUCAGGCCGGACUGAACGGCGUUCCGUCUGACGCCCCGGUGGCUGAACUCAUCGCCGCAAAAUAUACGUGUCAGAGAGCCGGUGGACACGGAGCCGUUCGAGAGUUUGCUGAAUACAUACUGAGCAUGAAGAGAAAGAGCUCACGAGAAGAAAACCACGAGCGCAUCGACAGGCACAACUUCUAG
Molecule: messenger RNA, 1149 nt
Organism: Danio rerio (zebrafish)
Lineage: Eukaryota; Metazoa; Chordata; Actinopteri; Cypriniformes; Danionidae
Gene: cmasb
Product: cytidine monophosphate N-acetylneuraminic acid synthetase b
Biological process (GO): N-acetylneuraminate metabolic process
Cellular component (GO): cytoplasm
Molecular function (GO): N-acylneuraminate cytidylyltransferase activity
Source: RefSeq, marked provisional